This is a messenger RNA of Trichoderma atroviride IMI 206040, 454 nucleotides long. RefSeq lists its product as uncharacterized. NCBI's taxonomy places the organism in Eukaryota, Fungi, Ascomycota, Sordariomycetes, Hypocreales, Hypocreaceae. The record is from RefSeq and is a predicted model, not a curated record.
AUGAAGUUCACCACUCUCGCUAUUGUUGCCAUCGCUUCCGUGGCCACUGCCAGCCCCGGCUACAAGCCUCCUCCUCCUCCUCACGGCUGCAAGCCCGCCACCUACGCCUGCCUUCCCAAUGAUCAGGGAUGGCAAGUGUGCAGCACUGCUGGUCAAUGGGUCUUUGCUGGAAACUGCCCUCCCAAGACCGUCUGCAAGUUCGAUAACCAGAAUGGCAGCCCCUACUGCGUUCCCCCCAACUUUACUAUCCCAUAAAUCAUUCGAUUUAUGACAAAUGGGAAUUUUGAGAAGACCAGUCGGAUGAAAGACGGAUAUCAGAGUUUUUGAUACAAAGAGUUUGUGCGGCUUGCAUUGCUUGACAGCUCAAUCUGAACAUAAAGUUUAUGACACAAAUUAUGGACACUCCUUAGGCCAUUGGAUAUAUACAAAUAAAGUUAAAUUAUGAAUUUCUUUU